AUGGAGCAGAAGCAUGCUACCACAGUAGAAAAAAUGAAACGGUCUCUCUACUACCAGCUGAUGAUAAUUGAAAAUUACCAGAAGGCCAUUAGCAAAGAGCUGGGACCGCUAGUUGAAUGGGUCAGAUUGAAUAUUCAGAAGAUUACCAUUACGGCCGAAGAGGAUUUCUGCAAGAGUUACAAAAUUGUCCAACAUCAACUAUGUCAACUGUGUAGUUCAAGUAAAGAAUUGUACAAAAUGCUUCUAGAAGCUAAAACAGGCAUCUUGUUUCAACUAGGAAUUCUGGCGACUGGACAACAGACUCCAACUGAGAAACUUCUUCCUAUUGGAGUUCCUGCAUCUGGUUCCAAAAGUUCCAUUGAUGGUUUAGCUCCAGAAGAUUUUAUAACAGGUGUUAAGAAGAAUCUAAGCACAUGUAUUUGUGAGGAUUCUGGCAUCUGUAGUCCCAAGUUUGACCUUUCCAAAAUAAACUUUUCCAGGGUAAUUGGUGUGUCUUGUGAGAACUUAACAUCAGAAUCUAAAUUGCAAAAGGAAGAACAAUUUGUGAAACAUUCCACUGGUGGUUACCCUUUUUUUCACAGUCUUUCUUCAGAGGCUGACCAACCUCCAGAAGACUUUGUAUCAUCAAAUCUGCACAAUGAGCUCAUUGUAACAAAAGUAGAGGACAGGUUAUCUACUGAAAUCUCUAGCUACGCAAGCCUGUGCUUGAGGAAAGAAGAUCCACAUAUCCUUUCUGACAAAAGAAAGUCUUCAAAUGACAAUCAAACAUAUAUAGUUCGAUCGGAAUGGGAAGUUUGGGACACUUUUGAAUUUACUACAUCGAACAGUGAUACUAAUGGUUGUGUUGAACCUGAAGAAGAAAAGACGUGUAAUGGACAAGCUGUGGUCUCAGCUCUUGAUGCCACUUCAUCUCAGGAAUCCUUGAGCCUGAAUGAUGCAUUAUGCCAACCAAAUCCAAUAGAACAUGUGUUGACCUCCAAAAAUUGUAUAUUUUCUCCCCAACAACACUUGAACUCAAACAGUAUGUUGGAACCACUAACUGAGAGUCAUUUUCCAGAUUCAUCAGUUGAAAGGGAUAUGAAAGUGCCUGUAGCUAGUGAUGUCCCAGAAUUCCAGUUUUGUCGGUGGCAGGAGGUGGAGAUAAGGGUCAGCUAUGCAGUUGACCCGCACUAUUUUUAUAUACAGCACUCUAGCCAGGAGCUACCAGAACUAAUGAGGCAAUUAAACAUCGAGUGCUCGAAGAACUCUGCUACAUUGUGUUGCACUCCUUUGAUCAGCUCCUAUGUGUGUGCUUGGCUUCCUGAAAGCAAGCAGUGGUAUCGGUCUUGUGUUAUCAGGAUUGUGGGAAAUGAAGCAACUAUGACACAUGGAGAGGGUCCAAGCUUUCCCAAAAGAUGGCAGCAGCUGGGCUUGCAAGAUAUUCAGAAGGUCAUUGUGACUGGAUAUUGUUGA
Carcharodon carcharias (great white shark) is the source of this 1452-nucleotide messenger RNA. RefSeq lists its product as uncharacterized. Lineage: Eukaryota; Metazoa; Chordata; Chondrichthyes; Lamniformes; Lamnidae. The transcript is spliced from 6 exons. The coding region runs from base 1 to 1452 and encodes 483 amino acids. The record is from RefSeq and is a predicted model, not a curated record.